This is a messenger RNA of Nomia melanderi (Alkali bee), 4272 nucleotides long. RefSeq lists its product as uncharacterized. Gene Ontology annotation, cellular component: clathrin coat of trans-Golgi network vesicle. Lineage: Eukaryota; Metazoa; Arthropoda; Insecta; Hymenoptera; Halictidae. The record is from RefSeq and is a predicted model, not a curated record. Gene Ontology annotation, molecular function: protein binding.
UGAUUCUUGUUGGAAUGGGGAUGUAGAAUUAAGUUUGAUCUUUCAGUACAUAUAAGAAGAAAUAAUAUUAUAUGUAUUAUUUUUAUCUCAUUCUAUUUAUAUAUUAAAUACCUAUUUUUCUAAUUGUUAGUAAUUUAACUUACAUUCUGAAUUGAUAGGAAUAUCUUGGAGAACAUGUUGAUUGAAUACGUUAAGUUAAAUAAAAUUAAUUUUAAUGUAAAAAAAUGACAAAAGAUUUCACUUUAUUAAUGUUUAAAUACUACCUUUUUAAAAAUUAGUGUCACGUUGAAAAUCAUGAUUCACAUUGAAUCUUAAUUUCGAACAAACUUCGUCGCACUUGUCGCUGAUCAGCUUUCGUAAGAGGACGUUGUCCAGUGGUCAUCCGGUGACACCUGAAUUGUCAAGAUCUGUGCCACGCAAUUGUCUCGAACAAAUAAUUUCAAUCGUAACGAAUAAUCAAAAUUUGUAGCUGUAAUUUUAGACACUGCUCACGAUGAGAAUUGUUCACCGUGGAUUCAAUGGUGGGUGACACGCGCGAAUGUUGAAAAAUCCACACGCAAAUCAGUGAGAUGUUUACAGUGUUCACGUUGAUGUAUGUACCAAGGUAGUAAGCUGAAGGAUGAAAUUAUCCUUCUCGACGAGUUCACAUAAUUCAAACUCGUCAUAGCAAUUACCCAGCCAAGGAUUACCGAUCGACCAUGAAUAAAGUUCAUAUGGAUAAAAGACUGAACCAAUUGCCAACCUGGCUGUGGACUAAUUCAACUACUUUACCACCAAUCUACAAGAUGGUAUGGGAAGCAGUACGAGAAGAUAAAGUCAGAUCUAAUGGAAUGCAAACUGAGCUACUCGUUGACACCAACAAAGUAUUUGCCUUGUUGCUCACUAGUCAGCUACCCACAGAAGUUCUUGGACACAUAUGGAACUUGGCAAAUCAAAAAUAUGCCGGUCAGCUCACAGAGCAGGAGCUGUAUAUUGUUCUUGCUCUUGUCGCAGCAGCACAGGCUUCUUACACUUUCAAUAGUUUGGAUAUAUUACAUCUACUUCCGUUUCCACCUACACCAUACUUAAAUAUAGAAUGUUUAAUGAAUCUGCAGCCAGUAACACAAUUGAAUUCAGCAGCUAAGUUUCAAAGCCUUAAUGAUAAUACAGAAGUUAGUUUCAUUGGCCCAGAUGGAAGAUAUUCAUCGGAAGUUAAAGGAAAAGCAAAAUUUCAUCAACACAGUAUCAUAUCUUCCGAUUUAAAUACACAAAUGACAAAUAAUGUACCUGGAAAAAUUACUUCUUUCGAUACUAAGUCUCACAUGUCUUCUACCGCUGUAUGGGAUGCGAACAAUACAUUUAAAGAAACGAAACAAGCAACAAACCGUUUUCAGUUAGAUUCCAAGCAUUCAUCUAUGGCGGACUCAUGCGAUGAGUUCUCUGAGUUUCAAAGUGCUCCAAUUCCUAACAUUCCAAGCGUUCCCAUUUGGGACACAAAACAAGGCUCUGCAAUUGGUAGCAGACUAGCAAAUCAUAAUUUAGGUGUUAAGAAACCUGUAGAAAAGUCAAAGAAGAACAACAUAAAUGCUAAAUCUUUACACAGUACUGUUCACACAAAACUUUCAACUGCACCUUUACACUUAACACCUCAGAAUAAAGAUCAGCCUACUAUGGAAUGUUUAACAGAACUAUUUCCUAAAUGUACAAUAAAAAGUCAAUCUAAGACAGUAAUACUUAAGGAUACAGUGAUAAGAAAUAACGAUCCGCCCAAGGACCAUAGUGAAAAUAUUAAAGAUCAGAUAAGCACAGAAGUUAUAAAUUUGAAUAGUGAUAAAGAUGUUUCAAGCAAAAUAGAAUGGUCAGAAAAGGUUCCAUCAGGGAAAUCAGAGUCUAAUCCACAGGACCUAAUGAAUCUUCAGCUUAUUGACGAUAAAUAUAGUGCCUUGCGUGCAUUGGUUCAGGAAACAACUGUGUCAACAGAACCAAAUUCAAACGCAAGUCAUAACAAUCAAUCGACCGACGAAUUUGGAGAAUUUAUAUCCGCAGAACAACCUGCUAAUAAUACUUCUGUCUCGAACACUAUAGAUACUGAUAAUUACACCGACAUGCUUACAGAUUUUGAAUUAAAAUCUAACAGUAAUAUAAAUGCAACAGAUUUUAAUAUCACGCCAGAAAUCUCUGAAUCGUUCGACAAUCUUAAAUUCGAGGAUACUGUAGAAGAACGCUCAUUAGAAAUGGGGAAAGCUCUUCAAAAAGAAGAUGCCAUAUCAAUUAAUAGUAUAGAAUUCAUGAAUGGUGCACCAAACACACUGACUCGAUCAGGAUCUGUGCCUAGUUUAGAUCUUAAGUCUUUCUUACCUUCAAAUGCAGAGGAAGAGCAAGUGAUCGAUGCUACACAUCAGUCAGAAUAUUGGGAAUGGAAGCAAUGCAUGGAAAGUUGCGUACUACUAUUACAAGUAGCUGCAAAUAUAUUUACAAAUAUUAGCUCAGAACUCGUUUUACACGAGAUACUAAAUUCAGCACAGGGAUAUAAUUUUCUUUGCAACUUGGCCGAAGUUGCAGCAGUUUGUAGACGCGUUAAUUUCUCAUACAAGGAAAUGGAUAUUAAUAUAAUAGGAUUUGAUGAGUUGCUAAUGGAUAUUGACCGGAUUUGGGCGGAAAUGGAACCGUUUUAUGCAAAUAUACCGAUUGUUACAGAAUUACCAGCUUGGCCUUUGCAUCAAGGAGAGGCAAUUUGUUGUUCUCUUUGCUUAACAGUUAUAACUAGUGACAGGGUAGUGUAUAAUGAGAAUAAUUAUCACGUAACUUGCGCAAAUUUAUGGCUUAAUUGCGUAAACAGUCAUUUGCCGGUUAUGCGGCAUCCGUCUUUCUAUUCUCACUCGAACAUAUGUUUAGGUAAUAAUCAUAUUUGAUACUAAUUCGCAUAAAAACAAAAAGAGCUUAUGUUCAGAAAAUUUUAAAUUACACGCAGCAACUUAUUACACGAAGGAUUCGUAGAGAAUAGGGGCAGAUUAACAUUAGAAAGAAAUGGAUUCAAUGCGAAUUGUACAUAUACUCAAAAUCUGAACAUUUUCAAGAUCUUACAGACUAGUCUAUUAAAAAUAUUAUUGUACAGACAGUGAAAAAAGGCUAGAGGGAUAUAUUAUAAUAUACAUAUAUUAAUAGUCCAUUUGAAUAGAAAAGUCUUGGAAACGUCUUACAGAGUCCUAAGUAUAGUCAGAAAAGGGUUGAACACAUAAACCUGAACAAAAGUUCAUAUCAAUCAAAUCGAGUUAAUAUUUUCGAGAAGAUCUUAUUAAAUUCAUAGUGAAUUUCGAAGCAAGAUUAAAAUUAAAAUAUUAUUCUAUUAUAUAAUAUUACAAUAAAAUAUAGUAGUGAUCUUACAUUUACAAGUUCAAAAUUAUCGUUGACUCGUAUCGCGGGGUCUAUAUACUAUUCCUCUGCUUUUCAUCUCUCUUAUAACACCUGCUGGCAAUCGUCCCGAUACUGAUAUUGCAUAUACACCCUUGCAAAAUCGAUCUGCAAACGAAGAAUCUCAGUUGCAAUAACAAGCUUUUUUGUCAUUGGCAAGGGGUUUCACUGAUCAACUCAUUUUAGUUUAACCAUGAAACAAGAAGAAAGCAUUAUGUAUAAAAAAAAGAGAUUACAACAUAUGUUAAUACACAUUAAAAUAGAAUCAGGUGUACGCACAUGGGCAUGUUCCUUGAUAAUUAUACAUAUUAUCAUACGUAUUAGUAAAAAUUCUGUAUAAAUGUACAAAUAGUAUUUAACAUUAAGAAUCUCAGAAGCAAAGGAACUUAUUCAAUUGCGAAUAUGGAUACUACAUUGUUUUGUAUUAGCUACAUUGUUUGUAUAAAAAAAAUAUUGGCUUUGAAAUUUGUACAAAAUGCUGCCUUCAAAUACAUACACAGACUUAAUGAAAACAUGAUUUACUAUUGUUGUCAUUUGCACUGCCAAAAUGAACAAUUAGAAGGAAAAAAAAGAAGUUCAAAAUGUUGAGAACUCGAACAUUCAAAAAUUUUAAAUGUCAAAAUAAUGUAGGACAGAGGAGAUAACAGAUUAUAUUGAUUUACUAUAAGGCAAUGUAACUGUUAUAAUUUUGUAAAGGUGUACAAGAAUAAAGAGUAACAAUAUUUCUUUUGCUUAAAGUUAACUCAACGCAUACAAAUAUAACUUUGUUGCUUACUUAUUCUUUGCCACUUGCAAACCCAACUGUCCUCUGGACUCAUUGCAGCAAUCAUACUGAAAAUAAUGUAUAAAAGAAUAGUUAAAAAAAAUCCAUAUUUAUGUCAA